Molecule: messenger RNA, 6349 nt
Organism: Neogale vison (American mink)
Lineage: Eukaryota; Metazoa; Chordata; Mammalia; Carnivora; Mustelidae
Gene: RBM33
Product: RNA binding motif protein 33
Exons: 18
Coding region: 215-3721 (1168 amino acids)
Molecular function (GO): RNA binding
Source: RefSeq, a predicted model, not a curated record
CGCGGCGGCGGGCGGGCCGGCGGCCAUGUUGCGAUAGUCUGUUGUUUUCUUCCUGCGGAGCUGCGGGGCCGGAGAGGCGGAGACCACCGGCCGCCUCCCCCUGUGCCCGGUCCCGGCCCGCCGCCCCCCGUGCCCCGCCGCGCGUCUCUGGGCCCGGCCGGCCGGCGGCCUCCCGGCUGGCUUGGCGGGGCGACCCUGAAGGCCCGCGAGCACCAUGGCGGCCGCCCUGGGAGCGGGCGGAGGAGCCGGCACCGGAGAUGAUGACUUUGACCAGUUUGAUAAGCCUGGCGCAGAGCGUUCUUGGAGAAGAAGAGCCGCCGACGAGGACUGGGACAGUGAACUUGAAGAUGACUUACUUGGAGAAGAUUUGUUGUCUGGCAAAAAGAACCAGUCAGAUUUGUCAGACGAAGAGCUGAAUGAUGACCUCUUACAGAGCGAUAAUGACGAUGAAGAAAAUUUCAGUUCUCAGGGUGUCACAAUUAGUUUAAAUACCACGUCUGGCAUGGUCACAUCAUUUGAACUGUCUGACAACACCAACGACCAGUCUGGAGAACAGGAGUCCGAGUAUGAACAAGGAGAGGAUGAGCUUGUCUAUCACAAAUCCGACGGCUCCGAACUCUACGCUCACGACUACGCAGAAGAAGGGCAGUACGAAGGCCAGGACGCCGAGCUGCCGGACGAGCACAUGCAGUACGUGGAGGAGCACGAGGAGGCGCAGCUGUACAGCGACGAAGUGUUGGACAUCGAGAUCAAUGAGCCUUUAGAUGAGUUCACAGGAGGUAUGGAAACUUUGGAACUGCAGAAGGACAUAAAAGAAGAAUCAGAUGAAGAAGAUGAUGAUGAUGAAGAAUCUGGACGGUUACGUUUCAAAACUGAAAGGAAAGAAGGAACAAUUAUUAGGCUCUCCGAUGUAACUAGAGAGAGAAGGAACAUUCCAGAAACUUUGGAGCUUUCAGCAGAGGCCAAAGCCGCGUUGCUGGAAUUCGAAGAACGAGAGCGACAGCACAAGCAGGGACGCUACGGCUCCAGGCGGGGCGGAAGGCGAGGCGGCCCUGCGGCGUGCCGUGGGGUGGGAGACCCGAGGAGAGACCACAGCGAGCGGGCGAGGAUAAAAGAUCACAGGCCGGCCCUGCUUCCGACGCAGCCUCCUGGCAUGACGCACUCUCCAAGAUUAAUCCCUCCUCCGCAGCCGCAGCCGCCGCCACCUCCGCCGCCGCCGCCGCAGCCCAUCCGAAGUCUGUUCCAGCAGCAGCAGCUGCAGCCUCUGCUCCCCCUGCAGCACCCGCACCACGCCUCGCCCCCCCAGGGCGUGCACAUGCCGCCCCAGAUAGAGGCCCCGAGGGUGAUGAUGACCCCGCCCCCCGUGACCCCCCAGCAGCCCAAGAACAUACACAUAAACCCCCACUUCAAAGGGGCGGUGGUGACGCCCGUCCAAGUGCCCUUGCUGCCAGUCCCGAGCCAGCCGAGACCCGCUGUGGGGCCGCAGAGAUUCCCAGGGCCUCCAGAGUUCCCGCAGCACACACCUGGGCCCGUUCCCAGCAAUUUCAGCCAGCCCCCCCGACUUCCUCUCCAGGACCAGUGGAGGGCCCCGCCCCCACCGCAGGAGCGAGACCCUUUCUUCUUAGGAGUUUCAGGUGAACCAAGGUUCCCGAGUCAUCUCUUUCUGGAACAGCGAAGCCCCCCACCGCCACCGCCGCCCCCCACACUUCUUAGCAGCACUCACCCAGUGCCCACCCCUAGCCCCUUACCGUUCACUCAGCCUGGACCAGCGUUUAGUCAGCAGGGACAGCAGCCCGUGUUCCCCAGAGAGAGGCCCGUCCGGCCGGCCCUCCAGCCGCCAGGUCCCGUGGGGAUCCUUCACUUCAGCCAGCCGGGCUCAGCGGCCACGCGGCCCUUCAUCCCUCCGCGGCAGCCCUUCCUGCCUGGCCCGGGACAGCCGUUCCUGCCCACCCAUGCACAGCCUAACCUGCAGGGGCCCCUGCACCCCCCACUGCCGCCGCCGCACCAGCCGCAGCCCCCGCCCCCGCAGCAGCCCCCGCUCCAGCCGCAGCACCCGCCGCCGCUCCAGCCGCCCCCGCAGCACCCGCCGCCCCCGCAGCCGCCGCACCAGCCCCCGCACCAGCACCAGCACCACCUCUCCGUGCCGCCGCCGCCGCUCCUGCCCAUGGCGCAGCCCCAGUUCAGGCCUCACGUGCAGACGGCGCAGCCUCCGCCCAGCAGCGGCCGGAUGCAGUGCCCCCAGCGCCAGGGCCUGCGGCACAAUACAACUUCUCAGAAUGUACCCAAACGGCCCCUGCAGCAGCUGCAGCCGGCCGCCCCGAGGAACAGUAAUCUGCGGGAGCUGCCCGUCGCGCCGGCGCACGUCAUGGAGAUGAGCGGCAGCCGCUGCUCCUCCACGCCGGCGACUCCCGGGAAGCCUGUCGCCAGCACGUCACCGCCCACGAGGCCGGGGGGUGGGCCCAGGAGUGCACAGGGCAAGACCGAAGCCAAAGUCAAGCCAGUCAGCCCUGCGGUUCAGCCCAAAGAGGAGGCAAAAGCAGAACCAGAGUUCCCCGACGAAGACGAAGAAACGAGGCUGUAUCGCUUGAAGAUAGAAGAACAGAAGCGCCUGCGAGAAGAGAUCCUCAAGCAGAAGGAGCUGCGUCGGCAGCAGCAGGCGGGCGCGAGGAAGAAGGAGCUGCUGGAGAGGCUGGCCCAGCAGCAGCAGCUCCACCUGCCCCCCCCGGCCACGGCCGAGCAGGAGCAGCCCGCCGCCCCGUCGCCCGCCAACGGGAGCCCACUGUUCCCCUUCCCAGGUGCACAGGUCAGACAAAAUGUGAAAAACAGACUUCUCGUGAAAAACCAGGAUGUCACUGUUGCACAUGUUCAGCCCAAAACCUCCAGUUUUGUGCCAUCGGGUGCUAACAUGCAGUAUCACGGACAGCCGAUGAAACCGUUGAAACACUUGAGACAGGCCAGAGCCGUACCUCAGAGUCCAGCUCAGCACAAAGUCCUGCAGGUCAAACCUGCGGACGGGGAGGGGCCGCCACCCCCCUCGCAGACCGCUCGAGUGGCGUCCCUGCAGGGCCGGCCCCCGGACGCCAAGCCCGGCGCGAAAAGGACUGUCAUGCACCGGGCAAACAGCGGCGGCGGAGACGGGCCGCACGUCAGCUCCAAGGUCAGGGUGAUUAAGUUGUCAGGCGGGCAGGGAGGAGAGAGCGACGGCUUUUUUCACCCUGAGGGCCAGCCCCAGCGGCUCCCACAGCCCCCAGAAGUGAGACAGCAGCCCGCCCGCAAGGUGACGCUGACCAAGGGGGCCCUUCAGCAGCCCCAGCACCCGCCAGUGGGGUCCCACGUGCACUCGGCCGGCCCUCCGGGCAUCAAGAGCAUCCCGGGAGUUCAUCCGGCCAAGAAGGUCCUCAUGCACGGGAGAGGCCGAGGCGCGGCCGGAGCGAUGGGCCGGGGACGUCUGACGCCCAACAAGCAGAACCUCCGGGUGGUGGAGUGUAAGCCUCAGCCCUGUGUCGUGUCUGUCGAAGGGCUCUCCUCGUCCACGACGGACGUCCAGCUGAAGAGCCUGCUGACGUCAGUGGGUCCCAUUCAGAGUUUACAGAUGCUUCCCCAGCAACGGAAAGCCAUAGCUAAGUUCAAGGAACCAGCUCAUGCGUUAGCAUUUCAGCAGAAAUUCCACAGGCACAUGAUAGAUUUGUCCCACAUAAACGUGGCCCUGAUUGUUGAGUGACGUCUGGCGGGAGAUGCUGACCUGACACUGCCCGCGCUGUGGGGUUUCUUCGAGGAAGUGGCAGCGCGGAGUCCUCGCGAGCGUAGGCCUCUCCGUCUGCAGCCUCGCGUGGCUGUUGUCCGGAGCGGCGCACAGCCCAGUGUCGACGCCAGCACAGCUGGACUUGGGACACGGCGGACUGGGGUUUGCUGUUAGACUGCUUCACGUUCUGCUGUCAGCACAGAGAACUACAGUUUCCGUUUGCUUUUGUUUUCCAAGUGCUCACAUGCAUGUAGACAUCGUUCUUCCUGGUCGUACCGUGUGAUCGAUCACUUAGCUUCAGGAAGGGACAUUAACGUCACAGAUUCUUAAGUAGUUUUUCACAGCAAAGAAUACUUGAUAAUGGUUGCACUUAUCUUCAGUGCAGGCUAGACAGGUGUUUUCCCGGCCACGCGUGACUUGCGCUGACUUCUCAGAAAGCCCUCCAAAGGCUCUUGGAAAAACGUGGAUUAAAACGCGGGUGGUUGCGGCCGACAGUUUAAUGUCCUGGAAAGCGGGGUGUGCGGUGGCUGGAAGCGGCACCGGCUCUGGAGAUCCUGCUUCCUGUGACUGCUCCAGAAGCGCCCCGUGUUAUUCCCAGUGCCAGAGCGGACUCCCGCCCCUCUGCACCCUUCCCACAUCAGGCAGCAGCCCUGGCAGGCCCCACUCGACCUCCCUGGGCCUAGAGGAGGUGCCCGUAGCGUGGCCACCUUGCGGCCCUUCUGGAGUCCCCUGUCAGGCGGGCGACAGUUUGUGUGUACCAUGCGAGGUGGAGGGCCGGCCCGGAGCUUGAACACUUGCUGGGGUUUUUUUCCCUUAUUUUAAAUGCAUCCCAAAGGGGCAUAUUUGCGUCCCUGGCUUGGUGACUUAGACGUUCUUUGGGAACCUGGUUGGCAUCGCUUUGAUGAACUUCUUGUUUCGGAAGGCCUUUUGAGCAGGGCUGUGCCGUCCUCCGCGGACAGGAGCGGGUGCCCCCUCGUGCAGUGUGGCGCAAGGGACUGCCAGGCCCAAAGUGCAGACGGCAUAUGUUCGUGGCGCCCUGAACCCUCCUGAGGGGUUCUGGGUAGGGCCCUUCAGACGAGACCCUUCCUUUCUGUACAGCAGCGUUUAGUGAAGUUCAUUCUGGGCAGAUUCUUAAAAGUGCCUUAUUCAGUGUUUCUGCUCAUGAAGAAGGCGCACUGUUGUGGGUUUAUUGUGGCGUGGACCUGGACCGUCUGAGCCAGCACUGGGGGCCGGGCAGACUCUGCCCGCUAGCUGUGUUCACGCCGGAGACCGCCUGUCGGGCUGCUUAGUGGAGUUGGACGAGGUGGGAGCCUGCCACCUCUCAGCCUUCCGGGGGUCCUGGGAGCCUGGGUCGUCAUGUUCCCCGGGGUGACAUUUCUAGUUGUUUCUAGUUGAAACUCCCUGAGCCGUGGUGGAGUGUUCAGACCCCGCGGGGCUUGCUGCGGCGCAGCUCCCGAAGUGGCAGCGCGUGGUAGCGGUCGGCCGGAAGACCGUGCUGGUGGUUGGCGGCUGCUUUGCAGAAGGUCUGGUGCCAGGGGGCAAGCAGGCGGUCCUAGGAUGCCCUGGAACACCCUCCAGCCGAGGCGCCCAGCCUCGCUGGUUCCCGAGGGCCCCAGCGACGCCAUGGGAGGCGGUGUCGUGCCAGGGCCUCACCGGCCUCCACAGGCUGUCCUGGCCACUCUGGGCACCGGCAGAUAGGGCAGGGCUGAGGUGGUUUCAAAGCGUAGUUGGUUUGGUUCAGUCCAGUGGGCACUGUGUUGAGGUGAAGAGCUUGCCGGCCUGGAAACUGUCCUCGAGAGCACGCGGGCCGCUGCCCCACGCGGGGCCGUGGGCGGGCUCUCGGUGGGCGGACUUGCUGUAUCGCCCAGGGCCACCUGCUGCCUUAGAACGGGGUAGUCGGAGUGUGCUGGGCCUUGACACCAAAGGGCUGCGCGUUGUCUCUGAGAGUGGGCACGGAAACGCACCUCCUCGCCAGCGCCGGUCCGCUCGCCGGUCCUACGCGGCCGCCUCUGUUGAAGACAGACCUUGCGGCGACUUUCAGGUCUGCUUCUGGCGUUGUCUCAGUAGGACACAGGUGUCCGGGACGUGUGUGUUCUCUAACCGUCUGCACACACGGAGGCUUCCUCUUGCUGUGACGUUCUUGAAAGCCUCGGGCCAAGGGGAGAGAAGGCUCAGUGCCUCCGCCUCCCUGCGCCCAGGCACUGCCCCGGAGCAAAGCCUUAGUUUCCCCGAAGGGGACUGCCGGAAAGGGAGGGAGCAGAAUUAGAAAGUAACAUUAUGGCCGUGGUGGUGGUCGGUGUGCUUUCCGCAGUGAAAUCAGAGCACCGUCAGCUGAGCCCUCUUAGAAGAUCUGUUGCAACCAUUAUCUUUGUUCUUUAUUUAUCAUGCAUUUAAAAUGAGAUGCAGAAGCAUUUAACAUACUGUGUAAAUACGGACCUUUUAAAAUUAAAAUGUUAAUUGGAAAUGCUUUCAAUUCAGCAACCAUCUUAGCUCUUUGUUAGUUCUUUUGUGUUGUCGUAUGGAAGUUGCGCGGACACAGUCCAUAACUGUUGAUGUGUUUUGUGUAUAUUCGAUUUUUAUAAAGAUGGUAGUAAGUCAAUACAUUUA